CUAAUUUGUAGUUUUGCACUUUUCCUGCUCCCAGCGGCGCACCAUGGACCACCCAGCAAAUAUGUAUCUUCGCAUGCUAUGAUCAUCUCUCUCUCUCCCUCUCUCAUGAUGAUAAUCCUCUCACCACGGCAAUGGCUACUGCUGCUGCCUCCGGUCUUUCUUUCCACCCUUCUCUUCUCCUACCUGUACACCACCCUAUGGCUAAGGCCGGAGAGGCUCAGGCAGAAGCUGAGGAGCCAAGGAGUCAAGGGUCCCAAGCCUUCCUUCCUCUUCGGAAACAUACCGGAGAUGAGGAGGAUCCAGGAACUUGUCACCCCUGAUCAAGAAGUGGGAGCAGGGACUACAGAUCGAUUCUCCUCAAAUUAUGUGGCCACUCUGUUCCCUUACUUGCUCCACUGGAGCAGAGUUUAUGGUUCCAUCUACUUGUAUGCUACUGGAAGCAUACAAACUCUACAUGUAAUAGAUCCUGACAUGGUGAAGGAGCUGGCCAGUUGCAAGUCUUUGGAUCUUGGAAAGCCUAGCUACUUGCAGAAAGAGCAUGGAGCUCUUCUUGGUAUGGGAAUUUUGACGGCAAAUGGUGACCUAUGGGUACACCAACGAAAGGUCAUUGCACCUGAAUUUUUCAUGGAGAAGGUUAAGGGAAUGGUUAAUUUGAUGAUGGGUGCUGCACUAUCAAUGUUGAACUCAUGGGAAGAAAAAGUUGAGACUGAAGGAGGCAGGGCAGAGAUUGUAGUUGAUGAGUUCUUGCGAAACUUCUCAGCUGAUGUUAUAUCAAGAGCUUCUUUUGGAAGUAGUUUCGUCGAAGGCAGAGAAAUAUUUUACAAAAUUCGCCAACUUCAGAAAGCGAUGGCGAAGCGAAGUAUGCUUAUUGGUGUUCCUGGAAGUAGAUAUUUACCUACAAAGAGUAACAGAGAGAUUUGGAACCUGGGGAGUUGCAUCCGUAGCCUCAUCUUGAACAUAGCCAAGAAGCACGGGCAUGAUUCAGCGACCACUCCGAAUAAGUUUUUUCUGCACUCCAUCAUUGAGGGUUCUAAAGCCGCUUCCUUCUCUUCGUGCACACCCGAGGAUUUCAUUGUCGACAACUGCAAGAACAUCUACUUCGCGGGACAUGAGACAACCUCGAGCACAGUCGCGUGGUGCCUGAUGCUUCUUGCGUCGCACCCUGAAUGGCAGGACCGCGCUCGGGUGGAAGUCCUUGACGUUUGCCAUGGAGAAGCAUUAGACUUCGACAAGCUACGGAAGUUGAAAACGCUAACGAUGGUGAUCCAGGAGACCCUCCGCCUAUACCCGCCAGCCUCCUUCAUCACGCGGGAAGCUCUGAACGACCUGAACCUCGGCGGCAUCGACAUCCCGAAAGGCACCAACAUCAGGGUCUCGAUCAUGCUGGCUCACCGGGAUCCUUCGGCGUGGGGCGCCGACUGCGACAAGUUCGACCCGGGGAGGUUUGCCGGAGGCAUAGCGCGCGCCUGCAAGCCCCACCACAUGUACAUGCCAUUCGGCGUGGGUCCCAGGACGUGCGCCGGCCAGAACCUCGCCAUGGUUGAGGUCAAGGUGGUGGUGUCGCUGCUGCUGUCCAGGUUUGAGUUUGCACUCUCGCCAAGCUAUGAUCAUCGGCCCGUGUUCAGGUUGACCGUGGAGCCCGGGAAUGGCGUGCCGCUCAUUCUUAGGAAGCUAUGAUGGGGGGUCCGUUCAUCGUUUUUGCGCUGUUGCUUGUUGUGUGUGUACUGUCGCGUCGGCCCCACAACAGCAUGUCUGACAGGGAGGAACGAAACCCCGCAAAAAAAAAAAAAAAGCCAGGGAGGAACGGCUGGAUGUUGACUCUAAACACUUGUUAGUACUGUAUGUUACAACUGUACAUGAGAGCAAAUUCUUGUUGCUUUGGA
Hordeum vulgare subsp. vulgare (domesticated barley) is the source of this 1883-nucleotide messenger RNA. Its product is annotated as cytochrome P450 714C2-like. The coding region runs from base 79 to 1677 and encodes 532 amino acids. The record is from RefSeq and is a predicted model, not a curated record. The transcript has 5 exons. Gene Ontology annotation, molecular function: iron ion binding; heme binding; oxidoreductase activity, acting on paired donors, with incorporation or reduction of molecular oxygen. NCBI's taxonomy places the organism in Eukaryota, Viridiplantae, Streptophyta, Magnoliopsida, Poales, Poaceae.